AUGGCGUCGCCGGAGCCGGGACAGCAGCCUCUGGCUCCUGAUGACUUUGAUUCCGACUCUGUCAUUUCCCAGCCGCCAGAGAGCUUAGAGUCGAUCCGGAGCAGCGUGUUGAGAUUCCAUGUCGAGAAUGGGCGGACGUACCAUGCGAUGAGCUCGGGGAAGUACUCGUUUCCCAACGACGAGAGGGAAGCCGAGCGGUUGGAUUUGCAACAUCAUAUGUGGAUAUUGACACUCCGCGGAAAGCUGUGUCUGUGUCCCAAGGGCGAGGAAGAGAACAAGCGCGUCCUGGACUGCGGCACCGGCACGGGAAUCUGGGCGAUGGAAUACGCCGACGCACACCCCGAAGCUCAAGUCAUCGGCGUCGACCUCAGUCCCAUGCAACCAUCAUGGGUCCCCCCAAACCUCUCCUUCGAGCUCGACGACCUCGAAAAGGACUGGACCUGGUCCAAGCCCUUCGACUUCAUCUUCGGCCGCGUCCUCGCGGGCUCCAUCUCCUCGUACCCAGACUUCUUCGCCAAAGCCUACGCGCACCUCGAGCCCGGCGGCUACCUCGAGAUGCAGGACUUCGCCCUCCCCUACCGCUGCGACGACGGCACGCUCCCGCCGUCCUCCCCGCUGCACCGGCUGUCGACGCUCUUCCGCGAGGGCACCGCCAAGGCCGGGCGGCGGAUGGACCUCGCGCCGGCGUACGCGCGCAUGAUGGAGGCGGCGGGGUUUGAAUGCGUGACGGAGUGGACGAGCAAGUGGCCGAUGAACAGGUGGCCGCGGGACCCGCAUUACAAGGAGAUCGGGAUGUGGACGCACGCGAAUCUGGAUACCGGGCUGGAGGGGCUGACGCUGGCGCUGUUUACGCGGUUUCUGGGCUGGAGUCGGGACGAGACGUUGGCGUUCUGCGCGGAGGUGAGGAUGGCGUUGCGGGAUUGUCGGACGCAUGCGUAUUUGCCGAUAUAUGUUGUGUAUGGACGGAAGCCGGUGGGGAAGACGGCGGCGAGGGCGGGGGAGGGGACCGGGACGGAGGGUGAAGGGUCGGUGCCGGCGGGGAUCCAGUAG
Messenger RNA from Colletotrichum siamense, 1050 nucleotides. It is a transcript of the gene LAE1-8, whose product is annotated as Secondary metabolism regulator LAE1. NCBI's taxonomy places the organism in Eukaryota, Fungi, Ascomycota, Sordariomycetes, Glomerellales, Glomerellaceae. The coding region runs from base 1 to 1050 and encodes 349 amino acids. Gene Ontology annotation, molecular function: methyltransferase activity. The record is from RefSeq and is a predicted model, not a curated record. The transcript has 8 exons.